GUCUCGCAUUCUAUCGUUCGAUCUACUCUUUAUGUAUAUAUACAGAUCCCACUAUUAACAGAUGUUCAAUUAUAGCAAGAGAAAGAGAAAAAUGACAUUUCAUAACUAGAUUUUCAAAAUAACAAUUAGAAAACGUGAUAAAGUGAGAUUUCUUUUAUACUUUCUGUUUGUUUUCUAUAUCAAACUGUGAUAUAUGGGCCUAACCUCAAAAACGUCCUUCGCAAUAUAACAGUUAUUACUGUCCAAAGGAAUGAAAACAAUGUUAUAUCAUAAAUUAAUAACAUUAUCGAUUUCACGUAUAGUACAAGUUAGGAAAUUGCAUAAUGAUGUCACUCAUUUUUUGACAAGAAAGCGAAAGUACAAAGACAACUCAAACUAUUUACAUACAAAAAAUGAUAAGAUUACUGAAAUUCCUGCACCACUUUUCAAAUAUUUAAAUGAUAUGAAUCCAAUAUUUAGGGAGAAAGUUAUAAAAAAUUAUUUGUCGCGGAAUACAAAUAGGGUCGAUCCAUAUUUAAUAAAUGAUAAUGUAAGCAAUGAGUUUAGUACAUUGAUUAAAGAUGAUUUAUUAGAAAAUAUGUGUUAUGUGAUUGAAUUAAAUCCUGGCUAUGGUUUAUUAACAAGAAGGUUGUUAGAAGCUGGUGUAUCAUUUAUGCAUUUGUAUGAAAGUCAUGAUGCAUUUUAUCAGGAACUACAAAGUUUAAAAGCAAUAUUUCCUAAUCGAGUUAAAAUAACAAAAGUGAAUCUUCUUAAGAUAUCCAAAAUGUUAAAUUUAGAUAAGUCAAGUAGUGCAUCUCAUACCCCUAAUAUGGACUUAUGUGAACUAUAUAAUAAUGUACCAAGAAGAGAAUGGGAAGAUAAAAGUUGUAUGCAAAUAAUUGGAACAGUAACUAAACCUUUAUUUAUAAGACACUUAUUAUUAAGUGUAAUAUUUCAAACAGGCUUCAUGAUGCAUGGAAGAGCAAUUUUUUAUCUUGCAGUAUCACCAUCUAUAUGGAAUAUAUUCAGGUGCUGCAAUAAAGGAAAUUUAGUUCCACAAGUUAUAUGUAAAAUACUAUUUAAUAUUACAAUGUUUGGAACAUUAGAUAGAAAAGGGUUUCUACCAUGGCAACAAAUCAGUAAAUUAAAGACUAGUAAGUCUGAAUCUGAGGAUUAUAAUCAACUAUUAUUUGUUGUUAAAUUAGAACCAAACCCAAAUCUUUUAUCAUUAUUUGGUGGAAGGGAACACCUGAUAUAUUUUUGGCAUUUUGUUCGACAUUAUUUAUAUAAGCCAUCAUUGGCGAUAAUACCAACACUGGAGAGAGUAAUACCAGGUUUUGGUGAAAGGUUACUAAAAAAAGAUUAUAAUAUAUUUACUCAGUUUGGGGAAUUGAAUAUCGAUCAAAUCAUUGAUCUUUAUAUGGAGUUUAGAUCUUGUCCAGAAUUUAAUGAAAGUUCCUUUUUACCAAGUGGAAAUGAUAUUAGAAGAAUAUAUGAUCCAUAUAUGGGACCAGAAUGAAGUUAAUCAGUUAUGAAUGUGAUGAAGCACUUAAUAAACAUAAAAUACAGAAAAAUAUGAUGUUUUGAGUUAAUAACUUUUAUAUUCAAAGUUCAUACAUUUUAUCUGUAUUAGAAAAAGAACAUAGAAUUGUACACUGAAAAGUAGUGGGAGUGAAGCUUGAAUUACCAGUAAAUGCUUAAUGUUGAUUGGUCA
Messenger RNA from Bombus impatiens (common eastern bumble bee), 1693 nucleotides. It is a transcript of the gene mtTFB2, whose product is annotated as dimethyladenosine transferase 2, mitochondrial. Gene Ontology annotation, cellular component: mitochondrial matrix. Gene Ontology annotation, molecular function: rRNA (adenine-N6,N6-)-dimethyltransferase activity; mitochondrial transcription factor activity. Lineage: Eukaryota; Metazoa; Arthropoda; Insecta; Hymenoptera; Apidae. Gene Ontology annotation, biological process: rRNA methylation; transcription initiation at mitochondrial promoter. The record is from RefSeq and is a predicted model, not a curated record. The transcript is spliced from 3 exons. The coding region runs from base 251 to 1498 and encodes 415 amino acids.